UUUAUUCUUUCUUCUCUCCUCUCAUGAACAAUUCUCUUUCUAAACUCUAAACUUCAAUUCUCUUUCUCCUUUUCCUCUGAACAAUUCUCAUCUAAACUUCAAACAAUUCUCACUAAAAAUAAAUUCAAGAAAGCAAGAUCAGCAACACUCGGUAACAAAAAAAAAAAAAAAGUCAAAUGGAGAAAGAAAAGAAGAGGUUUGUGCUUGUCCACGGGGUCUGCCAUGGGGCAUGGUGUUGGUACAAGAUAAUACCACAUCUCGAGGCUGCCGGUCACGGCGUGGUUGCAGUGGAUCUUGCUGCGUCGGGUAUAAGCACGAUCAAAGUGGAAGAGAUCCAGAGCUUAGAAGAUUACUCCAAACCCCUGCUUGAGGUUCUCAGCUCGUAUGAUGAAGAACAAGUGAUAAUUGUUGCUCAUAGCAUGGGAGGCAUACCAGCUGCUCUAGCUGCCGACAUCUUCCCUCGUAAGAUCGCUGCUAUCGUCUUCUUGACAGCUACUAUGCCCGACGUCACGAACCCUCCUGCUUACCCUUUCGAAAAGUUUGUCCCAAGCAUUCCACAAGAAGAGUUGUUGGACACCGUGUUCCGUAGCUACGGAUCUUUACAUACUGUUCUUUUCGGACCAGAGUUCAUGGCCAAGAAACUAUAUCAACACUCUCCCGUCCAAGAUCUUGAACUGGCCAAGUUGUUGGCGAGGGAAAGUCCUGCUUUAGCUGCGGACAAUCUUGCAGGGACAAGAAGCUUCAGUGAGGAAGGGUAUGGAUCGGUUACACGUAUUUAUAUUAUCUGCGGGGAGGAUAAUUUAAUAGGUGAGGAGUACCAGCGUUUGAUAAUCAACAACUUUAAGCCAAAGGAAGUAAUGAAGAUCGAAGAUGCAGAUCAUAUGGCAAUGUUAUCCAAGCAUCAAGAACUAUGUGCUUGUCUCUUAGAAAUAGCAGAUAAAUAUGCAUAAAUCAAGACAACAGAAGCUAUAUUGGAAUAUCUAUAUUUAACUUCCAAAAAACACAUAAAUCAAGGGCUGAACAGGUUGGUUAACAGUGUAAGGGGAUGCAAACUCUCAUAUACUUAUGUUUCAAUGUUAUCCAAGCAUCAAGAACUAUGUGCUUGUC
This is a messenger RNA of Brassica oleracea var. oleracea, 1107 nucleotides long. Its product is annotated as methylesterase 4-like. Gene Ontology annotation, biological process: salicylic acid metabolic process; jasmonic acid metabolic process. The transcript has 3 exons. Gene Ontology annotation, molecular function: methyl jasmonate esterase activity; methyl salicylate esterase activity; methyl indole-3-acetate esterase activity. The record is from RefSeq and is a predicted model, not a curated record. Lineage: Eukaryota; Viridiplantae; Streptophyta; Magnoliopsida; Brassicales; Brassicaceae. Bases 177 to 950 code for a protein of 257 amino acids.